Messenger RNA from Pyrus x bretschneideri (Chinese white pear), 1362 nucleotides. RefSeq names its product trichome differentiation protein GL1-like. Lineage: Eukaryota; Viridiplantae; Streptophyta; Magnoliopsida; Rosales; Rosaceae. The coding region runs from base 138 to 923 and encodes 261 amino acids. The transcript has 3 exons. The record is from RefSeq and is a predicted model, not a curated record.
CGUACGUAGAUUUCACGUUCUGUAAUCUACAAUUGCAGACACACACAUAUAUAGCUAGCUAGCAGGUCGACUCACAGAAAACAAAAAUAUCGAUCAAGACCAGUUACCUAGCUAGUACUAUUGUCUCUGUUCUCGUCAUGGAGAUGACCGGAAACAAAAGAUCAUCAUCAGUUGUGAAAGCAGGAAAUGCACAGCCGAAGAAGAACUUGUGGAAGCCAGAGGAGGACUUGAUUCUCAGACAAUAUGUGGAAACUCAUGGUGAAGGCAACUGGGCAAAUGUUUCCAAGCGAUCAGGUCUGAAGAGGGGAGGAAAGAGCUGUAGGCUAAGAUGGAAGAAUUACUUGAGACCUAACAUCAAACGUGGAGACAUGUCCCAAGAAGAGCAAGACCUCAUCAUCCGCAUGCACAAACUUCUUGGCAAUCGAUGGUCACUGAUUGCGGGCCGACUUCCUGGCCGAACGGAUAAUGAAGUGAAGAACUACUGGAAUACCCAUUUGAACAAGAAUAUCAGCUGCUGCCCGGCAGCUGGAAGCAAAAGGAAAAGCACCACCAUCACUGACUACUCAAACGAUGGCAUCAAUAUCACUAAGAAAAAGAACAAAAUCGGCACGGGUAAGACUUCGAGCACUGCCACUACUACUACUGAUGAUCCGAUGAUCACCAGUAGUACUGAUCGAAUUCCAAAAGACACCAGUUCUGAUCAUCAGCAUCAGCAUCACAAGGAGCCGAAUAUUGAAUCAAUGUUUACUUCUACUAGUACAGAAGAGAGCUGGUUUUACGACGACAUGGACUUAGAAUCUCCAAGGGAGCUGCAGUACUACCAGUAUUACCUGCCUAGCUUCAGUUCAAACUUCAACGCAGCGUUUGCGUUUGAUGACGAGCCUUUCAUUGGAUAUAUGGACUCUUUUCUUUUAUUUGAUUAAACAAGCACUUGUAUACAUUAGUGCAGCAGCUGUUAUAUGAGCUAGCUAGCCUCCUCUAGUAGCUAGUGCUUGUUUUUCUCUGCAGUUGAAAAACUGACAAAGGUCAUGCUAUUUUCACAUCAUUUUUUAUCUCUCACGCAUCCUUAUUAAUUUUGUUAUUUUUGCUUAUUAAUCUUUUUUAAUUCCGGAUUAGACGGCAAAAAUUUAAAAGGAUGUGUGAUAGAUAAAAUUGGAUGUGUCAAUAAUACCUACCCAACUAACGGUAGUCACCGAUAUUAGUUAUGCAAAAAAGUGUCACGAAUGUACCUUUUACACACCCUCAUUUUGUACAACUCAUACCAGGGACCAUUAUCAGGUUUUCUUUGGCAGUGAGUCGCCUCGCUUGAUGACACUUCUCUCUCUCUCUCUCUCCUUUUUUGAACAAUAAAGAGCUUUUUUU